AUGACGGCUAGGCAGGGCUCUGAUACCUUCGAGCUGGGCCGGCUACUGGUCACUGUCAUGGCAAAGCCGCACACUGGAGACACCCAAUCCAUCUCCCUGAGUGAGGGGCCAGUUCACCACACUGCCAACAAGGGCCAGCGCAGGCUCCUGCUCCAGCAGGACACCCAGCACCAGACGACGAUUCACCUGAGCAGGGAUAACCUGCACCUGCUUUUGCAGGAGACCGAGAACCAGGCCAAAAUUCACCACCCGCGCAGAGAGAGCAGGCACCGGCUCUUGCAGGAGACCCAGAGCUGGUUCAGGACUCACACCCCCAAGGGCAGAGCCGGCUCUGCAGCCACCAUCGCUUGGUGUCCAGGGGAAUGGGGGGAGGGGAGGAAGUGGGAGCCAGAGGACGCAGAAUCCACACCGCCGCACCUCUGCAGAGCUGCUCGGGGCCCCAGCACCAUGCAUCGCUGCCCGUGGAAAUACAUCAUACUUGCCGUGCCCUUGAUCGUCCUGAGCGUCUGCCUCCAAGAGAGAAGUGAAGAGCAUCUUAAGUACAGUUUACUGUUGGAGGAAAAGAAGAAAAUACUGUGGCAGCUCAAUCAGGAACAAAUCGGCUCCAAAAUCAAGAACCAUCUGGAGGCCUUCAAGGGCAUGCAGAAAACCUCCCCUUUGCUCCGACGUGCCAAGUACAAAUUCCUGGCCGGAGCCCCUCCCCAGGAAAAGAAGCUGCUGACGGUGGGCAUCUGCGCGGCGCAGCGUCCCCACGGGAGCCACCUCCUGGACACCCUGCAGUCCCUGUUCCGAGCAUCCUCGGGGCUUGAGCUGGAGUGCGUCGUCGUGCUGGUCUCCCUGUCGGACUCUGAUCCUGAACAGCUCAGGCGGACAGUCGCCAAUAUCUCCGACCUCUUCCGAGCGCACAUUGAGGCCCAGCAGCUGCUGGUGAUCCACGGCCAUCUCGGCGGCCCCCCUGUCCCGGGUGGUCUGAACAACGUCAGCAGCUCCUCAACCUGCGAGGCCCUGUACUCCCGGCAGAAGGCGGACUACGCCCUCCUCAUGAACUUUGCGGCAAACCUGUCCGAUUACUUUCUGAUGCUGGAAGACAGGGUCCACUGCGUCCCCAAGUUUAUCUCUACCGUCUACUGGGCGUUGUCAGCCUGGAAAGAGCUGCCUUGGGUGACCCUCCAGUUCUCCAGCCUGAGCUUCUCUGGCCAAGUCUUCCACUCCAGCGACCUCCCCCGCCUGACCUCGUUCUUUCUCCUUUUCCACAAGGACCCUCCUAUCCACUUGCUUCUCUCUGAAUUCCGCCUUCUCCUGGCCCAAAACAUUCCAAUUCGUUUCGGUUCCUCACUCUUCUACCACAUGGACAGUUAUUCUGUGCUCGAGAACACGUGCUUUCCUGCAGAGAAGGGAAAGGUCUUUGGUGAACCAGACAACCCUCCUGCCAGCGUCCGCACGGACAUGGUGGCGCUGCUGAACGACUGCCCCCAGCACGCCUACACCCUGAACAGCGAGUGCUUUGCCACCCUCAGUCCUGUCAAAGGCAACCAUCUAACAGUGAUCCUGGAGAAGCCACAGAAAGUCACCCGGAUAGAGGUGCUGACAGGUUCUGACACGCAACGGCAGUACGAGCUGCAGCAAGGGCGAGUGGAACUGGGCUACAGCCCCUUGGAGGAUUUCAAAGGCUGUGCUCGCUACACCCUGCUAGGGCCCCUGGUAGAAGGACACCUGGACCAGAUGGUGUCUUAUGAAGAAGACUCCGUGGAGGCGCUGAGCUGCAUACGGCUGCUGGUGCUGGCGCCGCAAGGGUCCUGGCUCCUGAUCAGGCAGAUCAGAGUCUGGACCUCCGAGUACGAGGAAGAGGAGAGUUAG
Molecule: messenger RNA, 1857 nt
Organism: Hippopotamus amphibius kiboko
Lineage: Eukaryota; Metazoa; Chordata; Mammalia; Artiodactyla; Hippopotamidae
Product: alpha-1,3-mannosyl-glycoprotein 4-beta-N-acetylglucosaminyltransferase-like protein MGAT4E
Exons: 5
Coding region: 1-1857 (618 amino acids)
Biological process (GO): protein N-linked glycosylation
Molecular function (GO): acetylglucosaminyltransferase activity
Source: RefSeq, a predicted model, not a curated record